AGUCACCCAUCACAUGGACUCUUCACCCUCCUGCCCUCUGGGAGGCGCUACAGGAGCCUCCGGACUAAGACCACCAGGUACCGGAACAGCUUUUUCCUUACAGCUGUCAGACUCCUGAACUCUGCAUCCUGACAUCUGACUCACAUUAAACUCGUGGAUUGAACAUACACACACCCACAACCACCUACACACACACACAUAUUCUAUUCUAAAAGCACCUCACAAAACUUGCAACAUGAGAUAACUCAGCUCAUAACCUAAGGACGUCGGGGCAGUAUGUGUCACAUGAUAGAGUGGCUGUGGUGUACGAGACCUGUCAGCGGUCUGGUUGAGCAUUUGGAGCCUCGCUACGUGCUUCCAAACCGUCAUUUCAUCUCAGAGAAAACUAUCCCAGAGAAGUAAAGCAAGUGUUGAAGAGCUGCUGGAUUCAUUGUUUCCUCCAAAUGAAAGAAAAGUCAUUUUCAUGUGACAGAGCGACGAUGCAGUGGAGUCUGUUUCUGCUUCUUCUGAUGGGUCAGUGUGUCUUCAUCACAUGUCAGCUGUAUAAGUACCACUUUAUUAAAGAACAGAUGAGCUGGGAUGCAGCACGGGCAUACUGCAGAGAGAACUACACAGACCUGGCCAAAGUGUUUGACCUGACAGACAUGAGGAGACUUCAAGACUCUGCACAGAAUCAAACAGAAGCCUGGAUUGGACUGUACAACAUCACAGGAGGAGACAACAGGACGUGGCACUGGUCUCUGCCGGGGGAGGAAUACACUGAAAAUAAGACCUGUUGGGGAGCUGGAGAACCAAAUGAUAAACCAUAUCCUGAGAACUGUGUGAUGAAAUCAGAGAAGUGUGUAGAUGUUUCAUGUACUCAGAAAUAUCCGUUCAUCUGCUAUAACGAAACGAUGAAAGGCAAUAAAACCUUUCAUUUGAAUGAGACGUCUGUGACCUGGACUCAGGCUCAGAACUACUGCAGACAGCAUCACACUGACCUGGCCAGUGGACUCGAUCAGAUAUACAGUGAAGAGUUUAAGAAGCUGCAGAACUCUACAGCCUUGUGGAUCGGCCUGUUCAGAGACAGCUGGAGGUGGUCAGAUGGGAGUAACUUCUCUUUCAGAUACUGGGACAUGGACUCAUUUAAUGAUGGACUAGACAACAGGACAUGUGCUACGACUCUGUUAGAGAGAUCAGGAAGAUGGAGCUCUGAUGGAUGUGACCAAAGAAAGCCUUUCUUCUGCUAUGAUGAUAAACUGAUCCUGAUCAGGGAAAACAAAACCUGGGAGGAAGCCUUGAAUUACUGCAGACAGAAACACCAUAACCUGGUUUCAAUCAGCAACCCUGAGGAGCAGCGAUGGGUCCAGGAAAGAGCCAAAAACGCCUCGACUCCUUUCGUGUGGCUGGGACUGCGCUACUCCUGCACUCUGGAUUUUUGGUUCUGGGUCAAUGACAAGCUAGUGUGCUAUGAGAGGUGGGCUUCAGGGGGAAGGACUGAAGACUGUAGCAUGUCUGCAGCUAUGACCACAGGAGGGCAGCACGAGUGGGUCAGUCAGAGGGAAAAUGAGACAUUUAAUUUUAUUUGUAUAAAACACUAAAGUUUAAAACUAAAGUCACUUCUUAGCUGCACAUGUAGAUUUUCUGGGGUGAACUCUGUGUUUCUGCUCAGUGUUUACAGUCUCUGGGUUUGAAAUGGGAGAAAAAUGACCGGUUAGAUAUGUGCAGAGAGCAGUCUGUGUUUCAUUUCCUCUCCUUUACCAGAGUCAGGAACAUCUUGGUUUCUUCCUUCAUUGUUGCUGGAUUGGUUCAUUAUUAAACUGUAGCAGGAUAUUUGUUUUGAUUGAGUUCAGAUAAGGUGAUGGUUUUAAUGUUUCUGCUUCGUGUGCUGUAAAUCUUUGUAUCACACCAUUGUAUGCAGCUUGAAUUACAAAGCCUGUCACUAAAAGCAGGUAAAACCAUGUUUGUGUCAUGAUUCCAUAUGAGCUCUAUAAUCUGAUCAUGUUUGUUCAUGAAGACAAAUAAACCACUGUGUAACUG
Oreochromis niloticus (Nile tilapia) is the source of this 2019-nucleotide messenger RNA. Its product is annotated as macrophage mannose receptor 1-like. The coding region runs from base 444 to 1580 and encodes 378 amino acids. The transcript has 5 exons. Lineage: Eukaryota; Metazoa; Chordata; Actinopteri; Cichliformes; Cichlidae. The record is from RefSeq and is a predicted model, not a curated record.